Glycine soja is the source of this 1859-nucleotide messenger RNA. Its product is annotated as protein CHLOROPLAST IMPORT APPARATUS 2-like. NCBI's taxonomy places the organism in Eukaryota, Viridiplantae, Streptophyta, Magnoliopsida, Fabales, Fabaceae. Gene Ontology annotation, biological process: regulation of DNA-templated transcription. Gene Ontology annotation, cellular component: nucleus. The transcript is spliced from 3 exons. The coding region runs from base 466 to 1569 and encodes 367 amino acids. The record is from RefSeq and is a predicted model, not a curated record.
UGUAAAUUUUUUUUACAAGAAUACAUAUCCAUUAAACUCUUACUUAAUUAUCAUAUCUUCCAUUUUUUUUAGAGGAUCACAUCUACCACUUAUUCUCUCUAUUUAGUUAUUUUUUCUUUUUCUUCCCAUCUCCAAUUUUCACCACAUUUUUGGGCGGCGGAAUAAACACUAUUCCAUUUUCUAACCUAAAAACAUAAGCCUACAACUUGUAUUCUGUCUACUUAUUGGGUUUAGGGUUUUGCACCUUCUAAAAAGUCCUUAUCUUCCUCGACAAUCCAAUUAGGUAGUAGAGUACUUACUACUUGAGAGAGAGCCUUUUCCUGUAACGUGUUUAAGACUGAGACACAAACUCUCAAGAUAUUUAGUUUCUUUCCAUUUUCCAACAAAGUUCAAAAAAACCACUUUUCCCAUACUUCAAAUACCUUCUUCAACCAAGAUUUUUUACUUAAUUUUCAGCUGAACCAAAUGAGUUCAAGCUGCAGAAGAACCUGUGGAUUCAAUUUGGACUUCGCCAAAUCUUCAUCCACAUCAACCCUAACUUCACCCACCUCCUCUCCUUCUUCAACAACAACCUCGGAAACCACCAACUCUCCCCAAUCAAUAAUCUUCAGGAAAAAACCUCGAACCCUCCGAAAGCGACCGAAUCAAACCUUCAACGAAGCCGCCACACUCCUCUCCACAGCACAUCCGAACCUCUUUUCCACUAAAAACCUAAAAAACCCUGAAAAGUUCACGAAACCAAUUAUAACCGAAUAUAACGACUCGUCUGAACCUUUAUUACUCUUCAGAGAUUACGAAAACAACGACAACGACAACGACGCCUUCUCUUUCCUCCUUGAAAGAAAACGUAGUUUCCAAACGGAGCCUAACAAAGCCUUCUUCAGCGUGCGAGAGAAUAUUAAUAAGCCAUGCGAACUAAGCACCGAAGUGGUGAAUUGCGACAAAUUGGAUUUGGAGAGUGAAGAGUUCGAUUGCGAAUCGAUGCUCGACGAGGAAAUCGAGGAAGGAAUCGAUGGCAUCAUGCGGGGAAGAACAGUUCAAAAAGAUGAUACUAAUUGCACUGAGGGUCACAUAGGACUGAAACAAAGGUCUCAGUCACCGUUGUAUCAUCCCUCGUGUCACUGCGGUGAUGGAGGAAAGUUCGGUUGGGUGAGGACUCUCCGGCGAGUGGGUGAGGAUGAUGAUACGAAGUGGUGGAAUUUUUGUGUGGUUGAUAUGCUUCAAAUCUCGCCGCGGAUGAAGCACGCUGCGGCGGAGGAUUUGGUUCCGGCAACCACCACGACGACAACGAAGAAGAAGGCAAAGAAUAAGAAAAACAAGAAGGAUUUGGUGAAGGAAUUAUUACCGGAGGAGGUGGCAGUGAGUCAGGGCUUGCUGUUGAAAUUGAAUUACGACGACGUUCGGAAUGCUUGGUCGGACCGGGGGUCGCCGUUCGCCGAUGGUUCGCCGGGAAAUGACGUCACCCUAAGCUGCUCGUCUCUCGCCCGCGAUUUGAAAUCUAAAAGAAAAAAGGUCUAUUUCUUCGUGGAUGGAGGGAGGAGUAAGAAAAAAAAGUGGGCUACGCUAUAAAGAAAAGAAGCAGAUCAGGCAUCAGUUUUGGGUAGUCAACGCACAUCAACGGCCCAGAAUGAAGGCACGAUUGAGUUGAAUUGACCAUAUUAGAAAAAUUUUGAUUUGUUAGAAAAACAAGAAAAUUGUAGUAUUCUCUUUUGUUUCUUUUCUUUUCUUUUCUUUUUCUUUCCUCGAGUUAUUACAUUCACCUAUGUAUAUAUUUGAGUAAUUAAUUACAGGAUCCAUGAGAUUUUUACUUGUUAUAUUCGACAUCUCUUUGUUUUGUAACCUUUCAAUAAAAAUUCUUA